AUGCAACUAACGGUAAAGCCUCUUACGCGUGCUGAAAAAGUAGUCCAGGUGGAUGAUGAUGCAUAUGUUUCAGAUCUAUUGGCUGCAGUGAAGUGUGCCUUUGAUAUUGAUCCUGAGUAUCAGCGAUUAGUCUUUAAAGGAUGUCCUUUAUUAGACAAAGAUAAGCCUCUCCUAAAUUAUGAAAUCAGGGAUGGAGACAGACUUACCUUACUAACAAAAAGUGCACCGCAACGAAGUGACUUUGAGUCUCUUUUGCGCAAGUAUUUGGCUGAGAAACUUCCUGAAGUUAAUCCAGAUUUCGUGGUCUCGAAAUUUCUUCAGGCAUUGUCUGCCAGAUUAAAUUCCAUGAGUCUCAAUGACAUCGAAAAUUUGGCAAGUGUGUGGCCUUCAUCCGGAUAG
This is a messenger RNA of Schistosoma spindalis, 399 nucleotides long. The record is from the annotation of a GenBank genome assembly. NCBI's taxonomy places the organism in Eukaryota, Metazoa, Platyhelminthes, Trematoda, Strigeidida, Schistosomatidae.